Messenger RNA from Dicentrarchus labrax (European seabass), 1755 nucleotides. It is a transcript of the gene qtrt1, whose product is annotated as queuine tRNA-ribosyltransferase 1. Gene Ontology annotation, cellular component: cytosol. The record is from RefSeq and is a predicted model, not a curated record. Gene Ontology annotation, molecular function: tRNA-guanosine(34) queuine transglycosylase activity. Lineage: Eukaryota; Metazoa; Chordata; Actinopteri; Moronidae.
UCAAUUGCAGCCGCUACGUGUCACAUGUUCACUGCAACAUGGCUGCCACCAUAGAGUGUGGAGCUGAUGUAAAUACUUCAAGUAACAAUAUGUCCCUAAAGAGAGCUCUGUCUGCAGCUUCCCCCCUCACUCUGCGCAUCGUUGCUCAAUGCCCGGUGACCAAAGCAAGAGCUUGUGAUCUAAUACUGCCACACUGCGCCGUGAGCACCCCGGUCUUCAUGCCCGUGGGUACCCAGGGCACUCUGAAGGGAAUCACCGUGGAUCAGCUGGAGGGUCUUGGAUGUCAGAUUUGUCUUGGAAACACGUACCACCUGGGCAUGAGACCGGGGCCUGAUUUAAUCGAGAAAGCCAAUGGGUUGCAUGGGUUCAUGAACUGGAAGAGGAAUCUUUUAACUGACAGCGGUGGGUUUCAGAUGGUGUCUCUUGUUGAGCUCUCAGAGGUCACCGAGGAAGGAGUAAAGUUCAAGUCCCCCUACGACGGCAAAGAGAUCCUCCUAAGUCCUGAGAAAUCCAUCAGCAUACAGAACAGUCUCGGGUCAGACAUCAUGAUGCAGCUGGACGAUGUGGUCAGCAGUACGGUGACGGGACCACGGGUGGAGGAGGCGAUGCACAGAUCCAUUCGUUGGCUGGACCGCUGUAUAGCAGCCAAUAAAAAUCCACACAAACAGAACCUUUUUGCCAUCAUCCAAGGAGGGUUGAAUGCAGAGCUGCGCAAAGCCUGUCUAGAUGAAAUGACUCAACGCGACGUUCCCGGUUUUGCCAUCGGCGGCCUGAGUGGAGGAGAGGAAAAGGACGACUUCUGGCAGAUGGUCACACUGAGCACUGACCAUCUGCCAAGAGAAAAGCCUCGAUACCUGAUGGGUGUGGGGUACGCUGUGGAUUUGGUGGUGUGUACAGCUCUGGGAUGUGACAUGUUUGACUGCGUGUUCCCCACCCGCACUGCAAGGUUUGGCUCUGCCUUGGUGCCUUGGGGGUCCCUCCAGGUAAAACAUAAGCAGUAUGCCAAGGACCUCCGGCCCAUAGACCCAGACUGCCAGUGUCCCACCUGCAAGAGACACAGUCGGGCAUACCUCCAUGCUCUGUUCAAGAGUGACACUGCUGCCAUGCAUCACAUCACUAUCCAUAACAUUGCCUACCAGCUCACCCUGAUGCGCUCUGUGAGAGAGAGCAUUGUGGAAGGCCGCUUCCCUGACUUUAUACGGACGUUCAUGAAGCGAAUGUUUCCCUCUCGUGACCAGUACCCCGGCUGGGCUGUGGACGCUCUGGCCUCCGUCAACAUCACUCUGGAGUAGAACCUGGAAGGCAGCUUUUACUCAAAAUGGGGAUAAAUGUCAAAAAGUGACUGAAAGAUUUAAUAUCUUUUAAAUGACUUUUUUUUAUAAAUGGAUAAUUGUUUUCUACUCGUUGUUUAUAUUUGUAUAUGCAUUGCCAGUUUUGUUGGCAAUGAGGAAAAUUUCUUUUGCAACAACCUGCUUUACUCAACCUCUGCAAAUUGUCCUCAGAGUACACAUUAUGAUAAUGUGAGACUGAAUGGGGUUUAAAUGAGGUUUGAAACACAUGAACUAUCUCCUCUGAUAUGCUCAGACACUUUUUGUUGUUACCAUGACUACACAGCUAGGCCCACCCACUUGAAAUGAAAUGUUUUGCCUUCUUGUCAACCUCCUGUUUUAUUUUUUUUUCUGCCUGAGUGCAUUACAGAGGUAUUUCAGAAUUAAUAAAUGUGUAUGCAUUCUGGUGUUUUAACCCACAUCUCAA